AUGGCUGAAAUCCCAGUAAGACAGAAAGCAGUAAUGAUCCAGGACCCUGGUCCAAAUGGACACAUCAUUUUCAAGAAUUGCGUCCCGGUGGAACGACCUGGCGAAAAUGAAGUUCUCGUAAAAUUGGAGUGCUCCGGAAUCUGGUAUGAUUGCACCUUCCUUUUAAGCGGUAUCAUAGUAACAGCCAGAAGCCAUUCCGACCUCCGUGGCCUCAUGGGCUGGGGCACAACUUCGCCCAUCCCGGGUCAUGAAGGUGUAGGUUGGGUUAUCGCGCUUGGUCCGUCCGCACCUUCAACCCUUCUGGGUCAACGUGUCGGAAUCAGGUGGCUACAUAGCGCAUGUGGCGUCUGCUCCGUGUGUUCCUCAAUACCAGCGUUCCCAAACAACUGCCCGCAACAGCGUAAUACGGGCCGAAAUGUUCCUGGAACUCUGGAGCAGUAUAUGGUUGCACACGCGUUCUAUUUGUCGCACAUCCCUGACGGCCUGCCCAGCGAGGUCGCAGCUCCACUGUUGUGCGCAGGGCUCAGUAUGGCUGGGGCCAUCUCGCGGCUCGAGCCAGAACUUGAAAGGGGCAACUGGGUUAUCAUACCUGGAGCCGGAGGCGGGCUUGGCCACUUGGGUUUGCAGAUCGCUGCUCGGACUAAGGGUUACAGGGUCGUGGCGGUCGAUACUGGGGAGGCGAAGCGGGAGUUAUGCCUGAGCCUUGGCGCAGAGGCAUUUGUGGACUUUUUGACAGAAGAUAUAGAGAUGAAAGUGAAGGAGCUGACCGAUGGAGAAUUCGCACAUGGAAUUGUGGUGGUGCCUGGAGGGCAAAAGGCUUAUACGUUGGCGCCAAAGCUUAUCCGCAAUCGCGGAGUGAUGGUAUGCGUGGGUCUGCCUCGUGAAGAUUUUCACAUCCCCAUCUCGCCUAUUGAGUGUUGUGAUCGAGGUCUAGUGAUUAAAGGGUCGGCUACUGGAAACGAGGAGCAAAUGCAGGAGUUAUUCCAACUGGCGCUGUCCAAUACGGUGCUGCCACAGGUCGAGCUCAUCGACUUUAGUCGAACUGGUGAGAUAUUAGAGAAGUUGAGGAAUGAUGAGAUUUCAGGGCGAGUGGUCACCUUGAUUCCUCCCUGA
This is a messenger RNA of Penicillium atrosanguineum, 1113 nucleotides long. RefSeq names its product zinc-dependent alcohol dehydrogenase. The record is from RefSeq and is a predicted model, not a curated record. Bases 1 to 1113 code for a protein of 370 amino acids. Gene Ontology annotation, molecular function: oxidoreductase activity; zinc ion binding. The transcript has 2 exons. NCBI's taxonomy places the organism in Eukaryota, Fungi, Ascomycota, Eurotiomycetes, Eurotiales, Aspergillaceae.